Molecule: messenger RNA, 1738 nt
Organism: Condylura cristata (star-nosed mole)
Lineage: Eukaryota; Metazoa; Chordata; Mammalia; Eulipotyphla; Talpidae
Product: zinc finger protein 280B
Exons: 6
Coding region: 584-1738 (384 amino acids)
Biological process (GO): regulation of DNA-templated transcription
Molecular function (GO): RNA polymerase II cis-regulatory region sequence-specific DNA binding; DNA-binding transcription factor activity, RNA polymerase II-specific
Source: RefSeq, a predicted model, not a curated record
UGUAACUCUGGACUCCUGUGGGCCCAGCUGUCCGUUAAAGCAUUUAAAAAUCAGUUUAUUGGCCUCGCUGCCUGGGCGGUGGUACAGGUAGUGAGAGAGGGCCACCCCUGAACCCCCAAACCUGGCCCACCCUCCUUCUGGGUGGGGCCGGGAACCUGGCACCUCCCCUUUUCCUGGGGACCCCCCCUUACAGAGUCGUGGCUGUUUUUCGCAUUAUCUUUACCUGGUUUAUAGUGCAGCCUCCCACCCCACCACACCCCGUGAGGUCCCUAAUCCUGGAGCGAGGGUGAAUUUUCAAGACUUUUGGUUAGCGUGGUGAGAUGUUUGAUAAAACACCCGCAUGCCAGGCAGACACAUCUAAGUGACCCUUGACCCCUUUGCCUCAAGGAUGGGAUCACCUGCCUGGAAUAUUCUGGUGUCUUAGACAUUUCAGCGCACACUUAAGACUGGCCACGUCUUCAGCAGUGAACGGCUCUGGGCUCCGGAGUUACAUGCCAGCGCCCCGAUCACCGAGAGGACGCGGCUUGGAGACGGGAGGCGCUGGGGGUCGCGGCCACCCACUCGGGCAGGAGAGCGCUGGGAGAUGGAGCGCCCGCGUCUGCUGGCCGGAGACGACGCGCCCGAGCCGCAGACGGCCCGGGAGGCCAAGCGAGCCGACAGUGACGACGCCGAGCUGAUCUUCGUGGGGGUAGAGCACAGGAAUGAAGACGCCGAGCUGAUCUUCGUGGGGGUGACCUCGCGUUCAAAGCCAGUGGUGUCAAACAUUUUAAACAGAGUCACCCCAGGCUCGUGCUUGAGGAGAAAGACGUACGGUCACCUCAGAAGAGACGCCGCCCCCAAACUGCCGCCUGUGGGCCGCAGAGCCGCAGCCCCGGCAGCGGGCACGGGCGCGCCCCCCCGGGGCCUGGCCGGAGCGGACAGCGCCGCCGAGCCCCGGAGAGAGAGCCUGGUCGUGCUGCUCAGCGACUUCUACUACGGGCAGCAGGGCGGGCACGCGCCGCCCGAGCACAAGACCCACACGGUCUUUAAGUGCCUCAGCUGCGCCAAGGUCCUCAAAAACGUGAAGUUCAUGAACCACGUGAAGCACCACCUGGACCUGGAGAAGCAGCGGAGCGACGGCUGGGAGAGCCAGGCCGCCUGCCCGCACUGCCACCGGCCCUUCCCCUCGCCCUCCCAGCUGCAGCGGCACGUGGAGAGCGUGCACGCGGCGCCCGGGCCCGCGGCCGUCUGCCGCAUCUGCGAGCUGGCCUUCCAGACCGACCGCGCCCUGCUGGAGCACAUGCGGGCCAGCCACAAGCCCGGCGAGAUGCCCUACGUGUGCCAGGCCUGCGGCUUCCGCUCCUCGGUCUUCGCCGACGUGGACACGCACUUCCGGGCCAGCCACGAGAACACCAAGAACCUGCUCUGCCCCUUCUGCCUCAAAAUCUUCAAGACGGCGUCGCCCUACAUGUGCCACUACCGCGGGCACUGGGAGAGGAGCGCCCACCAGUGCUCCCGGUGCCGCCUGCAGUUCCUGACCUUCAAGGAGAAGAUGGAGCACAAGACCCAGCGCCACCAGACGGUCCGGCAGCCCCGGCAGCUGGAGGGGCUGCCCCCCGAGACGCGGACGCCGCAGCUGCCCCCUCGUGGACGCCUCCCGCCGGCCCGCUCGGCUCCUACCUCCUCGGCUGAGUUUGGUCCGUUGACCUUCGCCAGUGACAUUGCAGUAGCAGCCAGAUUCGCCCCCGACUCCCCUUAA